AUGGCUGAUAAAAACUCGUUGACUUAUGUGAAUGCUGUUGUUAGUGAAGUUCAACGACUCGCGAAUCUUCUCCCGCAAAAUCUCUUCCGACAAACGACCGAAGAGGUGACGCUGAAUGGAUACAAAAUCCCGGCUGGAACCAUUAUCGUUCCACAAAUCAGCUGUGUGUUGUAUGAUGAAAAGAUCUUCCCCGAACCAUACAAAUUCAAACCGGAACGCAGAUAUCAAAUAUUUAUGUUUUUCGUUGUUCAAUAUUUGAUGCUCAACUCGGCGGGAAACUAUUUAUUCACGUCAUUCGGAGGACUCUAUCGGAGUUGUCGCGAUGAGAAAACGAAUUUGGAUGCAGUAAAAGAUGUUUGCGUGAUGGUGCAAAGCUGUCCACCAAAUUCUUCCGAUAUCCUCUUCCAUUCUCUGUACGAAGACAGGGAUUUUGUUUGUCCGAACAGUGGAUUGCCACAACAUUUGCAAUCCUUGCAAGCAAUAGGUUCGGGCAUUGGCGCUCUAUUGGGUGGGCAUGCGGCCGAUCAGUUUGGGAGAAAACUGAUCACAAACACCGGUGCAAUCUUGAUGUGUAUCGCGGGUCUUCUGGGAGCUAUUUCUCCAAAUUGGACCCUACUCGCGGUGGCCAUGUUUGGAAUGGGAUUUAGCUAUGGUGUUCUUGUUGACUCUUCAAUGACCCUCGCCAGUGAAUCAGUCGGUCCAAAGUAUCGAAUCGUGCAGACUCUAGCAUUUCAGUGGGCCCUCGCCAUGCAAAUAGCUGCAUUUAUUGCCUAUGUGACGGGCACUUGGAGAAUGUAUCUAAUUGUGAUCAAUGUGGCCGUGAUUCCCGCACUGUUUUUGGUACCACUUUGGGUCGAAUCGCCGAGAUGGUUGAUACAAAAGAGGAAAUAUUCUAAAGCAGCUGAAAGCCUCAACGUAAUGUCAAAAUGGAAUGGUGACAGUGUAACUUUCUCCGAAGACGAUCUCAAAGACAUACAACUAGACAAAGGAAAUUUAAAAAUCUACUCGAUUUGGCACCUUUUCAUGACGCGAAAAUUGUUUCUUUACAGUAUGGUGAUGAUUUUAUCGGCGUUAACCGUUGAAACCACGGUAGCUGUGAUCAUUUUCGAUGUGCAGACCCUAGCCGGUAAUCCUUUCUUGAACAUUGCUCUUUAUGGAACCCUUCGACUCUGGGUACCGCUAUUCAUCAUUUUCCUAGAGAAAUAUUCAAGCAAAAUUGGCCGAAGAUCUCUAUUUUGCACUUCGCAAGCUUUCACGACCAUUUGUUUUUUCGCCUUUUUACUAGUACCUGUCAAUUUGGAGUAUCGAAUGAUGAUCAAAACGGUUUUAGCUUUACUAGCAGGAAUCAGUAACUCGUCAAUAUUUUUCACUGUUUACAAGCAAUACUCGAUGGAACUCUAUCCGACAUUGAUGAGGGCAAUGGCUGUGGGAGCGUUUGGGGUCAUUGAGAGGAUAGGUGGCGCCAUGGCUCCUCAACUAGUUCAUCUCUCGCGAACAAUGUGGCCCGGAUUCGGCGUACUGGUGGCUUCAGUUUUAGCACUAGCUAGUCUCCUAGCCGGUUGGGCAAUCUUGCCAGAAACAAAGAACGCAACAAUGCCCGAUACGGUGAGUCAAGAGGAAAAAGGAAUACGUGAGGAAAGCCUU
Messenger RNA from Mesorhabditis belari, 1644 nucleotides. NCBI's taxonomy places the organism in Eukaryota, Metazoa, Nematoda, Chromadorea, Rhabditida, Rhabditidae. The record is from the annotation of a GenBank genome assembly.